Salarias fasciatus (jewelled blenny) is the source of this 3725-nucleotide messenger RNA. It is a transcript of the gene fes, whose product is annotated as FES proto-oncogene, tyrosine kinase. Bases 1 to 2475 code for a protein of 824 amino acids. Gene Ontology annotation, biological process: peptidyl-tyrosine phosphorylation. The record is from RefSeq and is a predicted model, not a curated record. NCBI's taxonomy places the organism in Eukaryota, Metazoa, Chordata, Actinopteri, Blenniiformes, Blenniidae. The transcript has 18 exons. Gene Ontology annotation, molecular function: non-membrane spanning protein tyrosine kinase activity; ATP binding.
AUGGGUUUCGGGGAAGACCUGCGGUGUCCACAGGCACACACGGCAGUCAUGCGGCUGCUGGACUCAGAGCUUCACCUGAUGGAGGUCAUGAGAAAGUGGAUGGGACAGCGAGCCAGGAGCGAGCGGGAGUUCUCCGUGCAGCUGCAUCAGAUGAGCGUGUUGGUGGAGAAGCUGGACCGACCGCAGCCCGGCACGGGACUGGAUCACAUCAGCCAGCUCAACAAGUCGUGGGUGGUGCUGGUCUCACAGACGGAGUCUCUCAGUCAGCUGAUGAAGAAGAGCUCUGAGGAUCUGCUGGACGGGCCCAUCAACAAGCUGACGCUGCUCAUCAGGGACAAACAGCAGCUCCGCAAAAACUACUCAGAUCAGUGGAGCCUGCUGAGACAGGAACUCAACAAGGUGAGCCUCACCGAGCUGGAGAGGCUGAAGAGCGGCUACAGGCAGGUGGUGAGAGACGCCGCUCAGGCAAAGAGGAAGUACCAGGAGAGCAGUAAAGAUAAAGAGCGAGGCAAGGCUAAAGAGCGUUAUGUGAAGGCUUCAGUCAAGCUCCACGAGCUCCACAAUGAGUACGUCCUGUCUGUGCGGGCAGCUCAGGUCUACCACCAGCAGCACUACAGCCACAUCCAGCCCGCCCUGCUGGACGCGCUGCAGAGCCUGCAGCAGGAGAUGGUGCUCAUAUUAAAGGAGAUCCUGCAGGAGUACUUCGACAUCUCCUCUCUCCUCCACCACGAAGUGCGGCAGAUCCAUAAGGAGAUGUCUUCUGCUCUGGCGGCCAUCGAUCCUCACACAGAAUACGAGAGCUUCAGCCAUCAGAACAGGUCUGUUGGGGAAAUUCCUGUGUGUGCAGAAUUCGACUGUAGCCUCCUGGAGGACGCCGAGCAGCUCAAUCCCCAAGAGAUCACACUGAACGAUCUCACACUGGAGACAGUUCAGCACAGGUUGACUGCAGUUGAGGAGGAGCUGCUGGGUCUGGCUCGGACUCUGGGAUCUCAGCAGGCGUCUGCUGAUCAGCUGGAGCAGGAGCUGGAGGAGGAGCAGGAAGGCGUCCGGAAGGGUCAGAGGGUUUACCAGUUCAGCAAGAGGCAUGCGAUGGAGGAGUGCCGGCAGCAGGUCGCCCUGUCUCGGGGCAUCAGAGCCAAGCUGGAGGUUCAGAGGGUUCUUCUCAAGGAGAAACUGGACCAGCUGGGAUCAGCAGAGCCCGUCUCUGCUCUGAACCUGGACGGAGACACCAUUUCAAGUUCAUCCACUUCAAGCAAUGAACACGGUUGGAGACCCGUAAAUGGGAUUAUAAACAACCUGAGCAGCUUCUUCAAGACCAAGCCUGAGGAGCCUCCAGUGCAUGAGCAGGUGGAAGAGGUGAAUCGUCCUCUGGGGGAGCAGGACUGGUACCACGGCGCCAUUCCCAGGCCCGAGGUCCAGCAGCUGCUGAAAAACACUGGGGACUUCCUGGUGAGGAAGAGUCAGGAGAAGCAGGGUUACGUGCUGUCAGUGCAGUGGGACGGGUCCUGCAAGCAUUUCCUCAUACAGAACGUGGAUAAUCUGUACCGUCUGGAUGGAGAGGGCUUCCACAGCAUCCCGAAGCUGAUUCACCAUCUCCUGUCCACACAGCAGCACAUCACCAGACGGUCCGACAUCGUGCUGCGGAAACCUGUGCUGAAGGACAAGUGGGUCCUUGAGCAUCAUGAUGUGAUCAUGGGAGACCUGAUUGGACGGGGUAACUUUGGAGAGGUGUUCAGGGGCCGUUUACGCUCUGAUAAUACUCCUGUAGCUGUGAAAAGCUGUAAGGAGAACCUGGCCCCAGAGCACAAGAACAAGUUCCUGAUGGAGGCCAGGAUCCUGAAGCAAUACGACCAUCCCAACAUCGUGAGGCUAAUUGGAGUGUGCACACAGAAACAGCCCAUCUACAUCAUCAUGGAGCUGGUCGAGGGUGGUGAUUUUCUCUCCGUCUUGAGGACCGAGGGUCACAGCCUGACACCCAAAAUGUUGGUCAAAAUGACUGAAAACGUGGCUUCUGGCAUGGAGUAUCUGGCGAGCAAGAAGUGUAUCCACAGAGACCUUGCAGCCAGAAACUGCCUGGUUGCAGAGCAGCACGUGGUGAAGAUCAGUGACUUUGGGAUGUCCCGCCAGCAGGACGACGGGGUGUACUGUACCGAGGGGGGCCUCAGACAGGUGCCCGUCAAGUGGACUGCUCCAGAAGCCUUGAACUAUGGUCGGUUCACCACAGAGAGUGAUGUGUGGAGUUUCGGGGUCCUGCUGUGGGAGGCCUUCUCCAUGGGGAUGACGCCCUAUGUCAGCAUGACCAACCAGCAGACCAGGGAGCAGGUGGAGCGAGGACACCGUAUGGCCGCUCCACCAGGCUGCCCUGCUGAAGUCUUCAGGAUUAUGAGCAACUGCUGGGAGUACGACCCCCGGAAAAGGCCCUCUUUCAAGAGACUUCGAGUCGAGCUCAGUGCCAUGUACAACAAAAUUACCUGAUGCAGACCUAGCGAUUGAUAGUGUUUUAUCUCCUUCUUUUGUUUCUAGUAAAUAAUUGAAAAUUCAAUGUAGCCACUGAACUCACAGUAUAACUCACAAUAAUGAUCAAGCAUAUGUAGCUUAUUUGUUAUUUAUUCUUAGAUUUCAUUGUUGUGGGAAUUGCCAGUGCACUUUCAGUCAGAAUGUUGUAGGUUCCAGUGCAGGCCUUUCUGUGUGGAGUCUUCAUGUUCUCCAUGUGCAUAAUCUGAGUUUAACGUUCUCCAGUUUCACUCCCAGUCCAACAUCAUGUUUUUGAGGCUAAAAGGUGUUUCUUCAUUGCCUAUAGGUGUGAAUGUGUGUGUGGUUGUCAGUGUGUGUGUGUCAGUGUUGCCCUGUGAUGGACUGGUGACCUCUAGAGGGCGCAAUUUAUUCUGCUUCUGAACUAUAAAGUCACGUGAAGAGAAAUGAGCGUGGCAGCACUGGUUUCUUUUGGUUUUGCUUUUUUAAUGGCUGGUUUCCUGAAAACAUUUGUAAUUCGUUUUAUAUCAAGAAAACUACAUAUUUUUUUAUUGAAAAUCUUCUGUUCUGAGUUACAGUAUCAUAGACCUAAAACGCUGCAAAAUAAUAAUAAUAAUAAUAAUCUCAAGGCACAAGCACCACUUUACUGUUCCUCCCUUUGUUCUACAUUACUAAUUUUUUUAACACGUAGCCACAACCUUUUUAUGUAAAUGUUACUUUUUUAUAUAUAUUUUAAUGUUUUUAUUUAAUAUUCAUAAAAGCAGACAAAAAAACACAAAUAAAUACACUUAAUAAAACUGAACUGAUUAACUUAAUAUUUCAGAAAUGGCCUCCAUUAAUAAAAGACAUUCCAUCAUAUUUUAUCCAAAUAAAAUCCUCAAAAAUCUCUUUCAGCAAUGAGUCAGAAAACACUUACAUGACUUAACCUGCUCUAAAACAUCUUUGCUUCAACUCUUCCAAAUCUGAUGCAACGGAAAUGAAACACAGCCGGAGUGACGUCCGUUUCAGUCACAGUGUAAGCAGCCAGCGUCCUCCGUGAAUGUACCACAGCUGUCUGAAUAACAGCAACAGCUUGAGUUCCAACAAGAGAGACGGUUCGGUUCCAGCACCGUGACCUCCUGGCUGCACCUCAUAUCUGACUCAUCCGAUUCAUUUACAUGCUAUAUCAGACUUUAUGAGAAAGAUUCUCUCCUUUAAUCUGAACAGAUACUUUUUAUAUGUGUGAAUAAUGUGAUGUUAAUAAAGAAUGAAUU